Messenger RNA from Lachancea dasiensis, 348 nucleotides. Lineage: Eukaryota; Fungi; Ascomycota; Saccharomycetes; Saccharomycetales; Saccharomycetaceae. The record is from the annotation of a GenBank genome assembly.
AUGAGAGUACAAAAACCCAUAAGGAAUAUUUUGAAGAAACCCAGGUGCACAUCCAAUCUUCGAAAGUUGCAUUCAGCUCCGGAUCACCCAAGACAGGGCGUGCUUGUUGACGAGCGCUUUGGUGAUCUGCUUCCGCAGCAGACAACAGGCGUUUACUUUCUACUGGAAGUACACACACAGGAACCGGGUUUGACCCCGCACGAGAUAGUUGAAGUGGCCGAUACCGAGCCACCGGCCAUGGGCAUGCCUGAUGAGGCGGUAGAACUGGAGGAGGUAUUCGCCGUGCGUGAAGAGCCUCACAACUACAACCAUAAUUAUGAUUCGGACGUCGACAUGCAAGACGGCUAG